This is a messenger RNA of Dreissena polymorpha, 973 nucleotides long. Its product is annotated as ovomucoid-like. The record is from RefSeq and is a predicted model, not a curated record. Bases 150 to 902 code for a protein of 250 amino acids. The transcript is spliced from 7 exons. Lineage: Eukaryota; Metazoa; Mollusca; Bivalvia; Myida; Dreissenidae. Gene Ontology annotation, molecular function: protein binding.
AUCGACCCUCAUUGUGUGGUUCGUGUCAUCUAAGUAGUAAUACCGACACGUGUUCCUUUAUAUGGACGCCUGAUUUAGUAACUGUGAAAGAUAAGUAAAUAAGAAUUCACAAAACUGAGACCAGUUUUACUCGACCAUAGGUUUCAAACAUGUCUAUCAAAAUUGUCGCCGUCCUCGCGUGUCUGUACGUGUCGUCUGCAACGAGCAUCAGACGACAACUGACAUCCGGGAUCUGCGACAAAAUUUGUGACGACGAAGUGCACGAGGCGGGAUUCUGCGGAACAGACGGCGUUUUCUACAGACAUCAUUGCGAGUUCGAACAAGCAGCCUGUAAGGCGCACAUUGACGGCGAUAGGCUGGCGGUGUCAAAUCUUGGUCCUUGCGUAGACGAUGCCACGCCUUGCGAUAAGGUUUUGGAGGCCCAAUGUGCAAGCCCUAACCAUCAAGGGUCUUCUCCAUUUGCGGGAGCUCCGGGAGCACACAUUCCCACUGACUUUCUCAAGGACGCAAUUUGCGCUUCCAACCAUGUGACAUAUCCAACUAUUUGCUUCUUCCGGUAUGCGCAGUGCAUGCAGAGCAUCAACUCUCCCACGGCUGACCCUAUCACCCUCGUGAGCAGCGGCCAGUGUACCAGGGAUCUCACCAAUGCUACCCUGGUCAACUGCACCCAGUACUUGCAGACCAGUGCCAAUCCCGGUCUCGCGGUGGAGGUCGACCCAAAUGUUGUUCCACGCUUCACGUGCCCCAGGCUUUAUAAGCCCGUUUGCUCGCAGGAUGAUCGAACCUUUCCCAAUGAAUGUGAACUCUGCCGUUUCGAGCUUCUCAUCCAUGCGAUCACCGUCGACAAACCCACAUUAACAGCUCUCCCCGGACCCUGCCAGAUGGAUAAUAUCUUCGGAUAAGUUGCACGAACAUAUUUAUUCGACGGGUGUACGAGUACAAGUACGGAGUAAAAUAAAUGAUAAUAACACCA